GUGUUUCCAAAAAAAAAAAAUAAACCCGUCCUUUUCCAUCAUCGCUCAAUAGAGCGAUUCAGUUUCAGAAGGAGAAUCACCGCCCCGGAGGAAUCGGCGGCUCGUUCAGGUGCGCCGACGGGAAGCUCGGAUUCCGUGGAGGCAACAAACCCUCUUCUCCUUCUUCCUCUUCUUCGACUUCCACUUCGUCGUCUUCUUCCAAUACUCUUCUCUACACCAACGCAUGUUACAUCCGGGGGAGAUUCUCCGUUGCGAGAAUGCUCUGUACAAGAGCUCCCUCCCCGGAGCCACCUCCCGCCGGCAAUCAGACUUGUUCUCGGAACGAAUCGACCAAGUCUUGUGCGACUGGGCCGAGAAUCACGCUCAAUUCAAAUGCUUCGACCCAAAGGUUGAAAACCCAGUUAGCAACCGAAGGAGAAAAUCAGGGAUCGAAGUUUCAUCCAAGUACUUGAACAACCUCACCCGACGGGGCCCCGAUCCGAAAUCCCAACCCGCGUCGCCAUCCCUCCAGAAAUAGUAAUUGCGAUUUCCCCAACCGCUACAGCCUCCGUUUUGUCUGGAAUCCUUUGCGUCAAGUUCGAGUUGGGUGGUGAAGACGGCGGUUGGGAGCUGUGAGUUCGAGUUGGGAUUAGGCGGAGGCAGGUUUGGGGAGAGAGGGCGACGAGGGUUAAGAGAAUUAUGGGGAUUUUUGGGGAAGAAGAAGAUGAAGCAGAGAGUGGAGAGAGAUUUCAAUUAGAUGGUUGGAUUGUGGCAUUGUGGGGAAGUGAAAAUUGGAGGAUCGGGUUUGAGGGGGACUGAUGGAGGAAGGUACAGGCGUACGGCGGGGGAGUAGACGGAGGGGAGUCGCCGGUGGGGUUUCAAUUUUUUUUUUAAUUUUUUGUUAAUUUAAUUAUUAUAAUUCAAAAUUAAAAAAUAUGUGUAAAUUGU
Molecule: messenger RNA, 927 nt
Organism: Linum trigynum
Lineage: Eukaryota; Viridiplantae; Streptophyta; Magnoliopsida; Malpighiales; Linaceae
Source: the annotation of a GenBank genome assembly